UAUGGAGGUGGGGGAGUUUGUUUGUUUUCUAUCUCCAUUAGUAUUCCAUAUCCUUUGAACAAAGUCUUCUUCGUUACACAAACUUCUUUUAAUUCUUCCGGAGACGUUUCGACGACAAUCUGUCACCUUCAUUAGUUAAUAGUAUUCCAUAUCGUUUCACUAUUCUUCCUCGAGUUUGUAGCAUGCCUUUCUAAUGAAAUGAUUUGUAAGAAACAACCCCGAUACAAUUUAUAAACAGCAAAACGAAGCAGAUUCAAAGGGUAGCUUAAAACCUAUCACAGCAUCAGAAGGAAGUAUCCAUUUGAUGAUUGAAGACAUUUAUUGUACUUUUGCCCAGCCGAGCUAAGUACACGUCACAACAGAGACAAAACAUACACGUAAGAGCAUCAUAGAUCUAUUCGGCUUCUCGCCUCUUGGUAAGGAUGACAAUGUAUAUAUACAAUAUACACGUUUAGUCUCAUGAGGGGCAUAAAGUGCUGCUCAUAUGUAGAAAGUGAGGUAAUCUACUUUCUUCAUAUAUAACUAGAUAGGGCAUUUCCAUCAUUAACAUACAAGUACAAUCAUUAGUUAACACACAUAGUACAACGAAUUGCACUUGAUAUACAUGUACUACUGUGUCUGGGGUACAAAAUUGACAUAUUCUUUAUCCUAUCCGUUUGCCGGUUUUAUAGCCAAACUCAUGAGGAUUAUCAAGUUUUCAGUGCUGCUCUUAUAAAGUGAAGGAAGCUACUUUCUACAUAACUAAGCUGAAUAUUUCCAUCGUACUAAACACGUACUACACAUGAUCUUCGACGAAGUGCACUUCAUCUUUUACUGUGUUUGGGGUACAAAAUUGACGGAUUCCUUGUCCUAUCCAUGUGAUGUGUAACACAGGAACGUGGAAACUACUUCCUAGGCGGCAUGGCGGUAGCUGACAUCCUGCUCGCAGUGGUGCACGCUCCGGCCUCCAUUGCUUCGCUGGCGUCCGGUCGGGUGAUGACCGAAACCUGGUGCAAACUGCAGGCCUUCCUGUCUCCUGGCGGCUUCAACCUCUCCCUAAGCGUCAUGACCGGCCUGUGGUACUGCCGCUAUCGCUACAUCGUCUACCCGUUCUCCUACGACACUACCGUUACCGGGACACGCAUCGCUGUGGCUAUGGUGCUGAGUACCGUCGUGAGUUUCCUCCCUCCCGCCAUCUACGUGCUCCGGUACAGCGUUUCCCAGGCUCCUACCCCCAUCAGCCUAGCCUACCCCUCCGGUUUGACCAUCCCAUGCGGCGUGGUGGGCCCAGAGCGUUCAGUUAACCUGAUCAUCGACAUCUUCCUGUACGGUGUCUGCACGUUCUCCAUCGUCCGCGUGCUUCUGGAGGCCCGGAGGCACCGUAUUCAGAUCGCUAACCAGGCACCAAUACACGCGGAGCAAGCUGACGCCUGGAAGGUUCAGAUGAAGGCGGUCUACACUCACCUCAUCACCGUGGCCAUCAACAGCCUCACCUGGGUCCCCAUCCUCACCAUCGGCGGCCUGCUCACCUCCGGGGUGCUCACACUGGAGAACGGCGGAUCCGUCUGGCUAGACGUCUUCUGGAUGGUCAACCAAACCUCCACCUUCUUAGACUCGGUGGUCUUCGCCUUCCGAUACAAGAUCUACCGGAAGGCCUUACGGAAGCUUGUCCUGAAAAUGCGCGAACUGAUAGACAUUGUCAUUGAGUGACGUGGUUACGUAAAAGUUUAGUGGUCUUCGUCUUCCGGUACAAGAUCUACCGAAAGGCCUUACAGAAGCUCGUCCUAAAAAUACGCUAACUGCUAGACAUUGUCAUUGAGUGAAGUUGGUCAUAUAAAAGUUAAGUGGUCUUCACCUUCCGUACAAGAUCUACCGGAAGGCCUUACGGAAGCUCGUUCUGAAAAUACGCGAACUGCUAGACAUUGUCAUUGAGUGAAGUUGGUCAUAUAAAAGUUCAGUGGUCUUCACCUUCCGUACAAGAUCUACCGGAAGGCCUUACGGAAGCUCGUUCUAAAAAUACGCGAGUUGGUCGACCUGGAGUGAAGUUGUUCACUGCACUUGGGGCACCGGUGCGGCACUGUGGGGUUUGUAGGUGACUCAUCGUAUUUCAGAGAUAAAGAACACAUUUUCUUCCGUUUAGUGUAUUUUGUUGUCUUUUAAGUCAUACUUUAACGUAUUACACAAUAUCUGAAUCAUUAAAAAUUGCGAAAAUAGCAAAACAGCACCUUUACGUUAGUAAACGAUACCCGCAGCGCCGCAUCUGUGCCCCAAGUGCAGUGAGAGUUCAACUUUAGUGCAGUUUUGAAUGUAUGUUGUCAGGAAACGUUUGUAUUAGUUAUGUACAUUUGUGGGAAGAGAGGGAUGGGCGGACAACAACCGACUACCCCUACGGCCUCAAGAAGGCCAUAGAAUUAUUUACCUCUACCUCUACCUACCUUUGAUAUAUAUACAUCU
This is a messenger RNA of Branchiostoma floridae (Florida lancelet), 2433 nucleotides long. RefSeq lists its product as uncharacterized. Bases 901 to 1689 code for a protein of 262 amino acids. Lineage: Eukaryota; Metazoa; Chordata; Leptocardii; Amphioxiformes; Branchiostomatidae. Gene Ontology annotation, molecular function: G protein-coupled receptor activity. The transcript has 2 exons. The record is from RefSeq and is a predicted model, not a curated record. Gene Ontology annotation, biological process: G protein-coupled receptor signaling pathway. Gene Ontology annotation, cellular component: membrane.